UAUCUAUAUAGUUGUAAGCCACUCCUUUAAGAACGUAGAGCAGAGUGGCGCAGCGGAAGCGGGCUGGGCCCAUAACCCAGAGGUCGAUGGAUCGAAACCAUCCUCUGCUAGCAUCUUUUCAUCUAUUUUGACUAGUUUUUUUUAAAAAAACACACAUUUACCCUUGGCAAACAAAACAUAACCGCCACCUACAAAGUUUAAGCAUCGAACCCGUGACAGGAACACAACGUCCGCACGUGAUCACUCAGAAGAAGACGGGGAUUCAUAGUCCAAACCCGAAGGUCAUACUGCUUAAAACUACACGAGCUGACAGAAAUGCAGACAUUUUUGUUAAAUACGUUUAGCAAGUGUGUUUAUUAAUUGUAAACAAGGACGUAGACCGGAAGUGAACGCGAUAUCAGGCCUCACCACAUAAUGACAGACCUUCUGUAUAUUAAAGGACCCUGCCCAUGCGUCCUCUCCCAGCCACCUCCCUCUUUCAUAGGCCUUUAUAAGCCUCAUACACAUUGGGGGGCACUAACUUCCAUCGAGGGACAGUACACUUGUCUCAAGAAGGGAAACUACUUUUGAAACCCAUCAGGGAACGCUUGAUCGAUCACAGCCAUGGAUAACCAUUCGUACAAUUUCCCGUCCGACUGUACCCCACUCACCAAUUGCAAAUCUGCCCGUAAACCUGGGGGAUCCACCGUGGUGAACAUGGGCAACGUUGGCAAAAAUCCUCCGCGGGACUAUCUGAUCUGGUCACUGUGCAACACCUUGUACGUUAACUUCUGCUGCCUGGGAUUCAUGGCUCUCAUCUACUCUAUUAAGGCCAGGGACCAGAAGACCCAAGGGAACCUGCAGCUGGCACAGGAGUGUUCUGACAAGGCAAAGUGGUACAACAUCCUGGCAGCCGGCUGGAACAUGCUGGUUCCACUCCUGGCGGUCGUCCUUCUUGUCCUCCUGCUCGUCCACCUGGGUUCAUCUAAGGGUUCUUUUGACUUCCUGGGAGAGGACGGCUUUCAGAACUUCCUCAAACUUUUCAGCUGGUAGACGCCGAUGUAUCUGUGCCAAAAUCAAGUCAAUACUUUCAAACAGGGGGUGGGAGAGGAGAGGAAUGGAUUGGAUUUAUAAGAUAAGUUAAAAGUCUACAUGAUAUUCAGAAUCUGUUACGUGUAUUCUCAAACAUCCUCGGCAGUAAAAUAAUCAUAAUUGGUAGAAAAAGGUUUGGGUUUGGGAAAAUUUUUAAGAUGUUCCCAACGAAACACCAAUAUUGAUGAUACACAUCAAAUUUUAUAUCAACAAAAAGCUGUUUGUUGUAUUUGUUUAGAAUGAUAAACCCAAACAUAAUAAUUUUCAGCCUAAACCGGCCAGCCUGGGCAGUUAUAUGUGAUUUUUGAGGGUUCCUUAGUGAUAAUGAGAAAGUUAAAGAAAGAAAGAAAUGCCUGAUCCCAGCCUGAGAGAUUACAAAAAUGCUAUUUAUUAUAUUUAAGAUUCUCUGAAAUUUUUAUGGGCGCUGUCUCUAGUCACCAAAGACAGGGGAGAGAAGAGAGGGAACCAUGGAGCCACAGUCUGACUAUCAUGACGAUCAGAAGCCACUUUACAAAGGACACUUUCAUUUAACUUUAAGUUUUUUUUUAC
Cynoglossus semilaevis (tongue sole) is the source of this 1620-nucleotide messenger RNA. It is a transcript of the gene ifitm5, whose product is annotated as interferon induced transmembrane protein 5. Gene Ontology annotation, cellular component: plasma membrane. NCBI's taxonomy places the organism in Eukaryota, Metazoa, Chordata, Actinopteri, Pleuronectiformes, Cynoglossidae. Bases 604 to 1032 code for a protein of 142 amino acids. The transcript has 3 exons. The record is from RefSeq and is a predicted model, not a curated record.